This is a messenger RNA of Hemibagrus wyckioides, 1425 nucleotides long. RefSeq names its product goosecoid (gene gsc). Gene Ontology annotation, biological process: regulation of transcription by RNA polymerase II. Gene Ontology annotation, cellular component: nucleus. NCBI's taxonomy places the organism in Eukaryota, Metazoa, Chordata, Actinopteri, Siluriformes, Bagridae. Bases 403 to 1128 code for a protein of 241 amino acids. Gene Ontology annotation, molecular function: RNA polymerase II cis-regulatory region sequence-specific DNA binding; DNA-binding transcription factor activity, RNA polymerase II-specific. The transcript is spliced from 3 exons. The record is from RefSeq and is a predicted model, not a curated record.
UGCAAGCAAAAAAAAAGGAAAACUCCUUCUCUGACGUCAGAGGGGUAUAAAAAAGGCCAAAUGGGGAAAAUUCAACUGGAGCGCAAAACACGAGCCUGUACACACACACACACACUCGCACAGUGCUGCUUUUGGAAAUUUAUUUCAGCAAAAAUGAGGAGAUCUAUCGGAGUCUGAUUUCGGAUCCGUAAACUUUCCCGACUUUAGGUAUUGCAUUUUUUCCCCCUGUCUUUUUACGCACUGCAUAGGCUUUUCUGUUCUCUCGCAUACAAACCCGUUACUUGUUUUAUUUUACCGUUCAGUUCCUUUAUUUCUUACUUUUAUUCUCUGUUGCGUGUUUUAGGCGCUCUUCGUUCUCUCCGUCUUGGUUUUUUUUUUUAAACUCCCGGUGCGCUCUGCGUGAUGCCCGCUGGCAUGUUCAGCAUCGACAGUAUCCUGGCCGGCAGAGCUGGCAGAGCUGGCCGAAGUGCGCGAGCAGGCUGUAAGGACUCUCUCCUGCUCAGUGGGGAUGAAGGGCCGCUCCUCUUCCCCAGUUUGACGGAUUCAUUGGCAGCCGCGGCUCCUGAUUACAGCGGAGUGUAUUCAGCCCGGAUACCGGCUUACAGCUCCUACUGCUACGGCGCGAGCGCGGCACCGAGCUGCUGCCCUGGAUCCUUACCGAGUCAGUGUCCGUGCAUGCCAACAGUGUACGACAGCCCUGGCUCGGUGCUGAUGUCCCCGGUUCCUCCUCCUCACAUGAUGUCCUACAUGUCCAUGUCCCCUUUGGCCCCUCUGACCCCCCUGAGCUCGGUGUCGCGCGCAGAGCUGCAGCUCCUCAAUCAGCUGCACUGCAGGAGGAAGCGGCGGCACCGCACCAUCUUCACCGACGAGCAGCUCGAAGCCCUCGAGGGCCUUUUUCAGGAGACGAAAUACCCGGAUGUGGGCACGAGGGAGCAGCUGGCCCGAAAAGUGCACCUGCGCGAGGAGAAGGUGGAGGUUUGGUUCAAAAACAGACGAGCAAAAUGGAGAAGACAGAAAAGAUCAUCCUCGGAGGAAUCAGAGAGCACACAGAAAUGGAACAAAUCCGCCAAAAGCGCCACAGCGGAGAAAACAGAGGAGAGCAAAAGCGAUGCGGACUCGGACAGCUGAUAAAACAAAACACAACACACACACACACACACACACAUACACACACACAAAUACAUUUAUAAUGUCUUAAUAUAAUCACCGAUCGGACUUGUACAUAAUGUAAAAAAACAAAACAAAAAGAAAUGUCGUGUGAAACUGAAGACGUAUUGUUCUGUUUUCAUGCUGUUGCACAGAUGUAUAGUAAAUGUGACAUUUUAGCAUUGAUUAUUGUUAUUUAUAUUAAUUUAAUUGUUUUUACACAGCAGACAAAAUAUACCGUGGUCUGGUCAUAUGAAUAUUAAAUAUUACUAUCACGUA